Quercus lobata is the source of this 765-nucleotide messenger RNA. RefSeq lists its product as uncharacterized. Lineage: Eukaryota; Viridiplantae; Streptophyta; Magnoliopsida; Fagales; Fagaceae. The transcript has 2 exons. Bases 1 to 765 code for a protein of 254 amino acids. The record is from RefSeq and is a predicted model, not a curated record.
AUGGACUGUGUAGCCUUAGGCAAAGACUUCUUCUUGAUCAAAUUUUAUGACAAUGAAGAUUAUGAGAAGGUGCUUCGAGGAGGACCAUGGUUCGUGGGGGAGCAUUUCCUAGCUAUCAAGCCUUGGGAACCAUAUUUCAAGGCUUCAGAAGCAAAGUUCACAUCAGUAGCAGUAUGGGUAAAACUCCCUGAAUUACCCAUUGAAUUUUAUGAUGCGAUGGUACUGAAGGAGAUUGGCAGUGCACUUGGGCCAGUUCUGAGGAUUGAUUCAUUCACGACUACUGGUUCUAGAGGUAGUUAUGCAAGAUUAUGUAUCCAAGUGGACUUGGAUAAGCCCUUAAUUUACUCUAUUAAAAUUGGAAGGUUGAAACAGAGGGUCAUGUACGAGGGAAUUAGCUCUCUGUGCUUCUGUUAUAGACGAAUUGGACAUAAGAAAGAGAGCUAUAGCUACCAAAUCCUUCCCAAGGUGGCCGAAACAGUCAAGGAGGAUAAUACUCCUGCACCAUCCAAUGAAAGGAAAGCUGAAGGACAGGAAGGUCAUAGAUUUCAGGGGGAUGGCGGUGGCGCAUAUGGGAAACUUCCCAACACUGAAAUUGAUUCAGAUUCUAGCCCCAAUUCGGAAAUGCGACCUAUUGAUCUGCUGCAGGGAGGAAAUCACUGGAAUUCUGAAGUACAUGAUGGUGUGGCGACCAAAUUGGGUGGCUUCCAAGGACCUAUUGAGGAGACUGGGAUAGAGUAUGAUGAAGGAGACAGCAUUGGUGUCUAG